This is a messenger RNA of Ruditapes philippinarum (Manila clam), 2121 nucleotides long. RefSeq names its product deoxynucleoside triphosphate triphosphohydrolase SAMHD1-like. Lineage: Eukaryota; Metazoa; Mollusca; Bivalvia; Venerida; Veneridae. The transcript has 13 exons. Bases 1 to 1593 code for a protein of 530 amino acids. Gene Ontology annotation, biological process: dGTP catabolic process. The record is from RefSeq and is a predicted model, not a curated record. Gene Ontology annotation, cellular component: nucleus. Gene Ontology annotation, molecular function: dGTPase activity.
AUGAAUGUGUCUUUUUUCUGUGGUGCAGCGGUUGCUGGAGGGUCCACCGAGCUGGCAUUGGAGUCUAUAUCCCUGGGAGACAUGGUUAUUGCCGAUGAGAUUAAAAAUCUAACAUUCAAGGCUACGUUGGCAGAACUCAGCCCCCUACACAAUCCAGCCAAACCAGCAGGGCACCCAGAAGGCACCCAACCAAAAGCAGAAGAGGACACAAAAGGGGCGAUACGGGAAUAUGUGUGCCACUUAGCGGGACGUCUAGUAGGAGCUCUAAAAGAGCAGAUAUCGAAUUCAGAGAUCAAGAUUACAAAGGAAGACGAACUUUGUGUUAAAAUCGCAGCUUUAUGCCAUGAUCUUGGACAUGGACCAUUUUCUCAUGUAUUUGAUGAAAAAAUAAUUCCCAAAAUUUUGGAAAAUGAAAAAGUCAAAACCGAUAAAAUAUGGAAGCACGAACAAGGCUCAAUUGAUAUGUUUGAUCACAUGUUGGAAGAAAAUAAGGACCUGGAGGAGGAAUUCAAUAAACAAUUAUCAGAAAAAGAUAAAACAUUUAUUAAGGAGAUGAUUGCUGGACCACAAGAUAAGAAUAACAUGGGUGUGACAGAUAAAACGUGGCCGUAUGAAGGCAGAACAAAACAAAAGGCAUUUCUUUACGAGAUUGUUUCAAACAAACGUAAUGGUGUUGAUGUUGACAAGUGGGACUAUUUUGCACGUGACUGUCAUAGUUUGGGUAUUGGUAACAAUUUCAACCUUAAUCGAUGCAUUGCGUUCUCAAGAGUUAUAGAAGUUAAUGGUGAACAACAAAUAUGUUAUAGAGACAAAGAGGUACAUAAUCUGUACGACAUGUUCCAUACCAGACUUCUACUACACCAGAGGGCAUACCAGCAUAAAACAAGCAACAUAAUUGAGCUUACCGAAGCUUUAGUGCUGGCAAACAAGUCUUUAAAGUUUCAGGGCAAACACGGAUCAGUUUGUAUGUCUGAAACAAUAAAUGAUAUGAAGGCGUACACGCUUCUUUCCGAUGACGUCAUUCAUCGAAUCCUCGGAAGCAAUGACAAAAAGCUACAGGAAUCCAAAACAAUCCUCGAAAAUAUUCUGAAACGAGAUUUGUACAGCUUUGUAGGUGAGAAAAGGUUUCCUGGUGGUACAUUUGUCGAAAAGACACAGAUUCUGCCAACUUAUAAUGCUUAUAAAGAUGAGAAUGCUGAUAAUACAAAAGAUGCUGAAAAAGUGAUUAGGUUAGGGAAAGUGGAUGCUGUUAAGAACGACUUUCAGGAGACAUUGAAUGGCAAGCCAGAGUUUCACGAGAUUAUUAAAAGUCUAGAUGAAUUUGUUGUUUUUGAUGUUGUGGACUUUAGUUAUGGUAAAAAGGACAAAGAUCCAAUAGCUUAUGUCAACUUUUACUCCAAGAAUGAACCGGACAGUGCAAAACCUAUAGACAAAGACGACGUUUCCCUACUACUACCGACACAGUUUGAUGAGCAGGUCGUUCGUGUAUACUGCAAGAAAGAAAACCAGAAAUAUAAAGUUGAAAUGAUGUUCCAUGAAUGGGCCAGGGAAACUAAGAAAAGUGCAAAGAAAGGAAAACAUGAUAGCGCUUAGAUGUUUAUUAAAUUAUAGCGCUAUUGCAUGUUAAACCAAACAAUGCUACUUUUUGUGUUUUUGUUUUAUCCGGAAACAACAAUAUUCAACAUGCACAUCGCUUAUUACCACGAAAUUCACACAAUCCUUUGCUUUGCAAUUCUGAUUAUCAAUGCCUACAUUAAUAUACACAAGGCAAUUAACCCUUAGCCUUCUCACGGCAGUAAAUUCUACAAAUCUAACCAGUGCAGACAUUGAUAAGCCGGCAUAUCUGUAUCAUCUGAUCAUGGUCUGCACGUUUCACUAUUCAGUCCGUACAUAUUUUGUAGAUUUCCUUAAAAUGAUGAAUGGUUUGGCUUUAAUUGACUUCAUUUAAUAGGCUUUUUAGCAUAGCUAGGGUUAAAUCGGUAUAAGCGAUGAACUCAUUCAUAAUAUCGUAAAAUACAUUUUUAUACGAUUUUGUUAUGAUUUCGUAUUCAGUUGAUGUUAUUUUAUUAUAUACUUUGUAAUAUUUUUUAAACAGCAAGCAAAUAAAAAUCAACAAGUAUU